AUGGGUGGUAUAUUAAAGAACCCUUUACCAAAGGAACAAUUAAACAAAGACGAUCCUUCAAUAACUGAAUUCAGGAAACAAGUCCUGAAAAAUACCCAACUAAAUGCCCGUCUAGCCAAAGAUUCUCAAGCAUAUAAACAACAGCAACAAAAGGCAGAAGCAGUACUACUUCAGCAACAACAACAUAUCAGUCAAUUCACACCAAAAGAUACUAUCUCUUUGAAACACGAACAGGAUGAAAGAUUACAAUGGAACCAGAAAAAUUUGAAUGAGAAUGAAAUUACGAAACAACAAUUCCAAGAUAUUCAUAUCGAUGAACCAAAGACUCCCUAUCAAGGUGCUGUGGACCCCGCGGGGGAAUAUUAUAGAGUUGAUGAAGAUGAUUUGGCUGAUGAUAAGGCAUUUAAUGGAAAUGGGAUAACAAAUAUAAACCCUGGUGAUGAUGAUGAUUUUAAUGAUUUCUCGUUGGGUGAACCGGAAUUUAAAAUCGAUCAAACGGGGGGUCAAUUUGAUGGAGAUGAUAGAAUUGAAGAAGAACAUGUCUCAAUGAAACAAGAUGAUGAUGGGAAUCAAAAUGAUGAAAAUGUGAACGAUGAUGACGACGAAGCUGCAGAAAAGGAAGCUAAACAUAGACGAUUCGAAGAAAUGAGGAAAAAACAUUAUAAUUUGAAAGAAGUGUUUAAGAGUGGAAAACUGCAUGAACAUGAUAAUGCUUUUAACGACAAUGAUGAUGAUGAUGAUGAUGGUGAAGAACUCGAUGACCAAGAGUAA
Messenger RNA from Naumovozyma dairenensis CBS 421, 771 nucleotides. It is a transcript of the gene GLC8, whose product is annotated as PP1-complex regulatory subunit GLC8. The transcript has a single exon. Gene Ontology annotation, molecular function: protein phosphatase inhibitor activity. Gene Ontology annotation, biological process: regulation of signal transduction. Lineage: Eukaryota; Fungi; Ascomycota; Saccharomycetes; Saccharomycetales; Saccharomycetaceae. The coding region runs from base 1 to 771 and encodes 256 amino acids. The record is from RefSeq and is a predicted model, not a curated record.